AUGACUAACUUAGUUAACAUGAUUCAAGCGAACACUGCUAUAACUACUCAUGCUAUGCAGCAGACAAGGCAAUCAGUUAGAAACGAAAGUGGAGAGGGUGCUGAGGAUUGCUUAGAUGGUGUUCCAAGAACUCUAGCUGCUUUUCUGAAAGUUGACCUACCAAUUUUCAAUGGAUCGACAAACCCUACUGAAGCAGGCAACUGGUUCCAAGCUGUGGAGCGUGCACUGCGAACUCAAUAUGUACCGUAUGACCAGUUCGUGGAAUAUGCAGCUUAUCAUCUAGUGGGAGAAGCUCAGCAAUGGUGGCAAAGAGAGCGCCGACAGCUACACCAACAAAAUAUGGACAUUACAUGGACGUUAUUCCAGGAAGCUUUCUACAAGAAGUACUUUCAUGAGUCAAUAAAGGAGGCCAGAGAAUUGGAAUUCUUAUGGUUAAAGCAAGGGUAUGUUAGUUGUUUAGUACCUUUGAUGAUAUUUGUGAUGUGGGUUGAGCAUUUGUUGAUGUUUGUUGAUUAUGAUGGAAAUAGAAUGAUAAAUGAUGGUUUGAUGAUAAUUGAUAAGUUGGUAAUAAUGAGUAGGUAUGUAUGA
This is a messenger RNA of Arachis ipaensis, 588 nucleotides long. Lineage: Eukaryota; Viridiplantae; Streptophyta; Magnoliopsida; Fabales; Fabaceae. The record is from RefSeq and is a predicted model, not a curated record.